Molecule: messenger RNA, 246 nt
Organism: Funneliformis mosseae
Lineage: Eukaryota; Fungi; Glomeromycota; Glomeromycetes; Glomerales; Glomeraceae
Source: the annotation of a GenBank genome assembly
AUGACUGAAUAUUCAAAUUAUAAUUUUGAUGAAUUUGAAUUUUUUUUGGAUUAUGAUUUUGAGCAAGAUUAUAAUUCUGAACAAGAUUAUAAUUUUGAAUCAAGUUACGAUUUUGAACAAGAUAAACAAAAUCAAAAUGAAUCAGAUAAAUCUAGUGAAGAAGAUAAUUAUAACAAUAAACGUCCAGUUUGUUGCAAAUGUCAAAGUGUUUUUGAAAAAGAUACUGGUAUUUCAACUUUAAAAUGA